This is a messenger RNA of Spodoptera littoralis (African cotton leafworm), 747 nucleotides long. The record is from the annotation of a GenBank genome assembly. Lineage: Eukaryota; Metazoa; Arthropoda; Insecta; Lepidoptera; Noctuidae.
AUGAACGGUGAAAGUGAAGUAAAAUCAAAUGAUCUUAACUUUUACGGGAGUGACCCAGGCGCUGUGAAGUUUGGAAACUUUAUAAACUAUUAUUCAUUUCAUGAUGUAAGUGAAAGAAUUCAAAAUCUACAUCCCCAAAUGUUUCCAGAACCUGUGAAUAAGCAGAUCGUGUGUCUAGAUAUAGGUUGCAACACAGGAGACUUAUCUAAAGCUAUAUACGUGUAUUUAAAAACUAUUUAUGCAACUUGUGAUAUUCAUAUGUUAGCAGUGGACAUUGAUUCUACGUUGAUAGAAAGAGCUAAAGAAACUAAUGAUAAUCCUUUUAUUAAAUUUGUAACUUGCAAUAUUAUGGAGCAAAAAGACCGACUACUCAUCCAAAGUUAUUUGGACUCUUGUAAUCAAAAAUCUUUUGACUUAUCAUUCUGUUUUUCAGUAACCAUGUGGAUUCAUUUAAACAAUGGUGAUGCAGGGUUGCUAGACUUUUUAAAAUAUUUAAAAUCUAUAUCUAGAACAAUUAUAAUUGAGCCACAACCAUGGAAGUGCUAUAGAAAUGCCCAAAGAAGGGUUAAGAAGUCGGGGAAUACCUUUGAUUUGUAUGAGUCAUUGAAAAUUAAAAGUGAUGUUGAUAUGGUUAUUGAAAAGACUUUGUCUGAGGGCACUCACUUUAAAACUUAUGAAUCUCAAUUUUCCUCUUGGAAUAGAAGAGUUCAAAGCUUCCAUAGACUAAGUUCUCCAGUACAAAACUAA